CUCUCUCUGAGUCUCAGAGGCUCCCCGCGCGCGGAGCCGGAGAGGCGGAGAGCGAGACGGCCAGGUCGCCGUCGCCCUCUCUCCUCCCGCGGCUUCCAGUGGCCUCUCACUCGCGCCCUCGCCUCGCCGCCCACUCGCGCCGCAGCCGCAGCCGCAGCCACUCCUCCUCCAUAAGUAGCAGAUGGCGUCUCCUCCACCGCGCUCUCGCGUCCGUGUCCGCGCGCGCGUUCCGCGACUCCAGGGCGGCGUUCGAUCGAUUUGAUUUGAUUUGAGGCGGCGCCAUUGUUGUGACCAAGAAACCGUGGACGCGUGGUUGUGGAACGCGGCGUGGCGAGGCGAGAUGCAGGCCGUGGCGGCGGCGACCUCUAGAGCCUGGGCGGCCUCCCCGCGGCGGCGGCGGCAUGUCGCCUCGUGUUCUUCUCCUCCUCCUCCGACGACGACGGCGACGACGACUACGUCGUCUCUCAAUCGAUGCCCGGUCGCCGGCGCGGGCGCGCCGGUGCUGCCGCUCGGCAUUCGCGGGGGGCGCAUGCUGCUCGCGCCCCCACUUCUGUGGAACAGCGGCGCCGCGGCGAGGAAGGCGGCGGUGGCGACGGCCGCGGCGGCCUCGCCACCGGCGGAAGGCGGCGGGAAGGCGAACGGCGGCGCCGUCGCCGGCGGCAUUUCGCGGACGGUGCAGCUCGGCGCCAUGAUCCUCGUCUGGUACCUCCUCAACAUCUACUUCAACAUCUUCAACAAGCUGGUUCUGAAAUCGGUGCCCUUCCCGUACACCAUCACCACCUUCCAAUUCGCGUCCGGAUCAUUCUUCAUCACCCUCAUGUGGUUGCUUAAUCUUCACCCCAAGCCAAGGCUCUCCCUUGGACAGUAUGCAAAGAUCCUGCCAUUGGCAUUGGUGCACACGAUGGGCAAUGUGUUCACCAACAUGAGCUUGGGCAAGGUCGCCGUUUCCUUCACGCACACCAUCAAGGCCAUGGAGCCCUUCUUCUCUGUCCUUCUCUCCGUGUUGUUCCUUGGGGAGACACCCUCUUUCUUGGUCUUAGGUUCCCUCGUGCCAAUUGUUGGUGGCGUCGUGCUAGCAUCGAUGACCGAAGUUUCUUUCAACUGGAUAGGAUUUUGGAGUGCCAUGGCUUCCAAUCUUACCAAUCAAUCGCGAAAUGUUUUCAGCAAGAAACUUCUGGCUGAUAAAGAGGAAACAUUGGAUGAUAUAAACCUCUUCUCGAUAAUGACUGUUAUGUCAUUUUUAUUAUCUGCCCCACUGAUGCUGUCUGUGGAAGGCAUCAAGUUUUCCCCAUCGUACCUGCAGAGCAACGGAGUUAAUCUACAGGAACUAUGUAUGAAAGCUGCUCUUGCUGGCACUUGUUUUCAUUUUUACCAACAGGUUUCUUAUAGUUUAUUGGCUAGAGUAUCACCUGUGACCCAUUCUGUUGCCAACUGUGUCAAACGAGUUGUGGUCAUCGUCUCAUCCGUUCUCUUCUUCAGAACUCCGAUUUCACCUAUUAAUGCCCUUGGAACUGGCGUUGCUCUAGCUGGAGUUUUCCUGUACUCUAGGUUCAAAAAAGCUAAACCAAAGGCUAAGACUGCAUGAGUCAACAUACACAGCUGCAAUUUAACUAGAAGAUUCAGGUUUAUCUCUUCUUGAGGUGAAAUGGGCCGCCAAGCAAUCACUUGGCUUCUCUCCAAUUUGUCUUUUGCCAGCUUGUCUGGGUCUUAGAAGCUUGUGUAUAAGAUUUUUCUCAGGAAGGUAGUGAUGGACCGGCACCAAAAUAACAAAAUAACAUUGUCAGAAGAUUUCUCAAGAGAAAUGAAUUUUGGCACAUACUUUUGAAAUUCCUGUCCAAGAAUAUUGCCUCCUUUUUUACUGGUUCACUUAAAAUGUGAGUAGGGAUUUUUAUUCAUUCCUUUUGAAUUUGGCUGAAUGCUCACCAGAUCAGACUACAGUUUGCAUCACACAAAAAGAAAGUUUAGAAGCUUCUAUCUUCCGCCUGUUCUUUUUUGUAGGCCAUGAAACUGUAGAACCUUCUCUCUCUGUUUUUUUUCCUUGGUAAUGGGUGAACCAGACUGGAUUGAUACUCUAGCUGGUAAUUGACAGCCAUACUAGCCAGUCAACAGAAGAUGACUCCUUUGUGGAUGAGAAGUUGGGAAUACAUUCACCAUAAAAAAGAUCAAAGUUGAAAGGAAAAUGUUGAAAAGAGAACAUGAAGCAAAGAAGCUGAGGAGGUCCUUGUCCUACUUCUUGUUGAGAGAAGGAUGGCGCUUCAAUGAUUGGUCUAUCCAACUAUUCAACCUAGCACCACUAGAUGUUUAUUUUAUUUUCUUUUCUUUUUUGAAACCAAAUAAAAUGUUUAUUGUUAUAGUGAAUAAAAUCCCAAUUUCAAGGGUGCUACUAUUA
Oryza sativa Japonica Group (Japanese rice) is the source of this 2389-nucleotide messenger RNA. Its product is annotated as phosphoenolpyruvate/phosphate translocator 3, chloroplastic-like. Gene Ontology annotation, cellular component: Golgi apparatus; membrane. Gene Ontology annotation, molecular function: antiporter activity. Gene Ontology annotation, biological process: transmembrane transport. NCBI's taxonomy places the organism in Eukaryota, Viridiplantae, Streptophyta, Magnoliopsida, Poales, Poaceae. The record is from RefSeq and is a predicted model, not a curated record.